This is a messenger RNA of Sciurus carolinensis (gray squirrel), 7500 nucleotides long. RefSeq names its product folylpolyglutamate synthase (gene Fpgs). NCBI's taxonomy places the organism in Eukaryota, Metazoa, Chordata, Mammalia, Rodentia, Sciuridae. The record is from RefSeq and is a predicted model, not a curated record. Bases 154 to 1914 code for a protein of 586 amino acids. Gene Ontology annotation, cellular component: cytosol; cytoplasm; mitochondrion. Gene Ontology annotation, molecular function: ATP binding; tetrahydrofolylpolyglutamate synthase activity. The transcript has 15 exons. Gene Ontology annotation, biological process: tetrahydrofolylpolyglutamate biosynthetic process.
CAUGCCCAUCAGGGUAGGGGAGGCCAUGGGAGUCCCCAAGCUCGCCCGUCCCUCUCUGGCUCAGCCAAGCUCACAGUCCCUGCUGAUGGCCUGGCAGAGGUGUUUACACCUGUGAGUCCCCUCACUCGGGGGAGGGGAGCAGGAAACCAAGGGAUGAGAGGUGCCAGGUCCCUGCCCACGUCUUGGCCAGUAGCUGAGAAGUUCUGGUGGGAAGUGACCAUGGACUGGCAGGGCCCAUCCAGGUGUCCUCCAGUGAUCCAAGCUGCCUCCUUCCAGGAUGCUGUGCGCAUGCUCAACACUCUGCAGACCAAUGCCAGCUACCUGGAGCAGGUGAAGCGCGAGCGGGGUGAUCCUCAGACACAGCUGGAAGCCAUGGAAGUGUACCUGGUACGGAGUGGGCUGCAGGUGGAGGACCUGGACCAACUGAAUAUCAUCCAUGUCACUGGGACCAAGGGAAAGGGCUCCACCUGUGCCUUCACUGAGCGUAUCCUCCGGAAUUAUGGCCUGAAGACAGGAUUCUUUAGCUCUCCCCACCUGGUGCAGGUGCGUGAGCGGAUCCGCAUCGACGGGCAGCCCAUCAGUCCUGAGCUCUUCACCAAGCACUUCUGGAGCCUCUAUCACCGGCUGGAGAAGACCAAGGAUGACAGCUGUGUCUCCAUGCCGGCCUACUUCCGCUUCCUCACGCUCAUGGCCUUCCACGUCUUUCUCCAAGAGAAGGUGGACCUGGCCGUGGUGGAAGUGGGCAUCGGCGGGGCUUACGACUGUACCAACAUCAUCAGGAAGCCUGUGGUGUGCGGAGUGUCCUCUCUUGGCCUCGACCACGUCAGCCUUCUGGGGGACACAGUGGAGAAGAUUGCGUGGCAGAAAGGGGGCAUCUUUAAGCAUGGCGUCCCUGCCUUCACCGUGCUCCAGCCGGAAGGUCCCCUGGCUGUACUGAGGGAUCGAGCCCAGCAGAUCUCAUGUCCUCUCUACCUGUGCCCACCACUGGAAGCCCUAGAGGAAGGGGGGCCGCCGCUGACCCUGGGCCUGGAGGGAGAGCACCAGCGAUCCAACGCGGCCUUAGCUUUGCAGCUGGCCCACUGUUGGCUGCAGCGGCGAGACCAGCAGGGCACGUGGCCUGGCGUUGGGAAGCUGCGGGUGUCCAGGCCAAGUGUGCCAUGGCCGCUGCCCCUGGCCCCCGUGUUCCAGCCUACAUCCCACAUGCGGCAUGGGCUUCGGGACACAGAGUGGCCAGGCCGGACACAAGUGCUGCGGCGGGGGCCCCUCACCUGGUACCUGGAUGGGGCGCACACCACCAGCAGUGUGCAGGCCUGCGUGCGUUGGUUUCGCCAGGCCCUGCGAUGCAGUGAAAGGCCCAGCUGUGGGCCCGAGGUGCGCGUGUUGCUCUUCAACUCCACUGGGGACAGGGACCCGGCGGCCCUGCUGAAGCUGCUGCAGCCCUGCCAGUUCGACUAUGCUGUCUUCUGCCCCAACCUGACAGAGGUGGCAUCCACAGGCAAUGCAGACCAGCAGAACUUCACGGUGACGUUGGACCAGGUGCUGCUGCGCUGCCUGGAGCACCAGCAGCACUGGAGCUGCCUGGGUGAGGAGCAGGCCAGCCGGGGCCUCUGGAGCCCCUCCAGCCUGGAGCCCCGAGGGCCAGCACCCCUGCAGCUGGCGCCCCACCAGCCCCACCCCUGUGGCACCAGCUCCCUGGUCUUCAGCUGCAUCUCCCACGCCUUGCAGUGGAUCAGCCAAGGCCGGGACCCUGUCUUCCAGUCUCCUAGUCCCCCGAGGGGUCUCCUCACCCACCCCAUGGCAAGCAGCGGGGCCAGCGUACUGCGUGAGGCUGCCGCUGUCCACGUGCUGGUCACAGGCAGCCUGCACCUUGUGGGCGGUGUCCUGAAGCUGCUGGAGCCCUCCUUGUCCCAGUAGCCACGGUGGUGGGGCCGGAGGUGGGAGCCUCCCACGCCUGCCCUGCCUUGGCUCCAUGAACUUACACCAGGUGCCUUUUGAUUUCUGCUUUCUUGAUUCUGAGACUAUCCCAGGCUGUGGAGUUGGACUGCAGAAUGUCCUCGGUCUCUGAGGCUGUGCCUUGCUUGCAGCCUGGACAGCAGGGCUUCCCAGGGGCCUGUCUUAGGAGGCCUGCAGCCCAGCCCACUUCCCCUGCCACCCCACCUGCCACCUGGCUCAGACCCAGCUCAUUGAGUGAGCUGCCUGGCCGUGCUUAGGGAACUGCCUGGGGCUGGGCGAUAGAUUCCCUUCUCCCAGGGCCUCUGGGGAAGGAGAGCCCUUGCCUUGAGCACCCUGGGAAAGAGCACGGCUGGAGUGAAUUAAAGCCCUUUUUUAAAUGGAAAAACAAUGGAUGGGCUCUUCUAGUUACCUUAUCAGACAACAGAGGGCUGGGGCUGCAGCUGGUGCAGGAACCGGAUUGUGUAGAGGGAGCCCAGGCUUCCCUGCCUGAGCCUCAGGUGGCCUGUCUGUGACGAGAAGCCUGGACUGAUGUCCCAGGCCAUAUGAAUUGAGAGGUGCACCCACUUUAGCUUCCUGAAACCAUGGGAGACCCACAGUCACACAGCCAGUGAGCAGCAGGUCCAGGAUGGGAACCGAGAGCCCCAGAGCAAGGUGCACAGCGCCUCCUGGUGUCUGGCUUCUCACAGCCUCAGUCCCAGGACUGUGAGCAGCAGAGGGGACUAGUUCAAUCAAAGCUGCUGUGCCCUGGCCACCUGCCGCUGCUCAAGAUGCCAUCCUAGCGGGCAGCGCUGCUCUAUGCUGACCAUGCCCCUGCUGUUCUAGAGGCCCCUCCCCUCGGCCCAGCCAGCCCAGCAUGGGUUUCGUGUCUGAUUUAUUGAUGGUGAAUAUACAGGGGUGAGCCCAGGACCAGCAGCCUGGCCACUCUCCACCUGCUGCCUGCCCAGUGGCUCGGAGGGGUCUCCACGUGUCAGGGGUCGGGGAACCAGGCUCCCUCACCCCACGGUUCUUGCGCCUUCUGGGCUCCCAGACUGAGUGCCCCUUGGCUUGUUUCCCCACCAAAGUUGUACCAGUUCAGGUGUGAGGCCACAGGAACCAGGUCAAGGUGGCUCUGGCUGGGCCCUCUUCCUCCCAUGGAGGAGGCGCGUCGGCCUGGGCAGCUGGGCCACCCAGCACGUUCGCCAGUGCAGCAUCCGGGUCAAGUGGCAGGGACUUGAGUUUCCAACAGCAGUGUGGACGUAGGAGGCAGUGGUCUUUCUCUCUGUGGUCCUGCGCAGCUCUGUCCCACGGCCCCUGGGUUUGGAGGUUCUGUGGAGUGGGGUGGGGGGACCCCCAGAUGUUCCAGGUUGGUGCUCCCACUGGCAGCAGGCCUCGGAGCGGGAGGCGGGCAGGGCGGGUGCAGAGAGCAUGCUCCGUCCUCGCCUGAGUGGAGGCACUGGGGUCCCGGGCAGAGUUCCUGGCUGCUCAGUCUCUCCGGCUGGGUGAGGGCUGGCUGGGGGCCCCCGGGGCUCCGGGCCGGGUGCUACGCCAUGCUGCUGGUGGAGCAGGGGGUGCUCUGGGUGCUCCCGAUGCUGUGGUUGGUGCUGCUGCUCUCAGAGGAGGCCGGGGCAGCCACCGCCACCACGGGCUCCCGCUUGCCGGGGGGACCUGGGGGCGGGGGCAGGGGCGGAGGUCAGGGCCCCGGCCAGGGCUCCCCACUCCCUCAGAGGCUUUGCCGGGCUCCCAGAGGUGGUGCGGAGGGGCCCUGGGUGCUCCCUGCGGGGGGCCUGGGAUACUCACGCGUGUGCGAGUAGAUGUACCAGAGCGCCGCGGUGAGCAGGGCCCCGAUGAGGAAGGCGCCGAAGGUGAUGCCCAGCACGGCGGGCAGGACCAGGCCUUUGCCUGCACCAGGAAGGUGGCCGUCAGUGCCGGGCGCGGCCGGAGCCCGGUUUGGGUACUAGCUCCGGCCCAGGCACUGACCCUGACUUCUUUUCAUCUAGCGAGUGUGCUCGUCGCACCAUGGCCACGAGCUGACCCUCACCCAGAAGCCCGUCAGCCAGGCCUCCCGAGGCGGGCAGAGCCAUUGCCAGGGAGUAAGGGUGGUACAGUGUGAGUAAGGAAUGAGGGGCCUCGGGCUCCAGGGCCUUCCCCCCCUGCAUUGUGCCCUUAGGUCAGCCUCUGCCCCUCUCGGAGCCUCUGCCAAGUGGGACUAGGCCAGAGCACCUCCCAGGGCUCUUCAGCUCGGCAAGAGCUGUCCCAAGCCUCAGCCCUUCACCCUCUGACCUCCUGUGUGGCCACAGGACAGGAGGCUCCCCGUGAGCCUCCGAUUCUUUUCACCUGUGCGGAGGGGCAUUUGCCCUGCUUUUUCUGCCCUGGCUGUGGGUUGGGGUACCACCCUUGCCGGGAUGACAGGUGCCUGCCCACCUCUGCUGGUGGGGGAGCUAGUAAAGACCUGGAGGGGCACCUUCCACACUGGGGGCCUCAAGGAAGCAAGAAGGCCAGUACCACGUUAAGGUGUUCCAUCCAGGAGGCCCUGCCCCUGAGCAAGGUCAGUGAGUGACCAAGCGGGUGGAGAAGAGCCCUGGGCAGGGAACCAGAGGCCACAGGGUGGUCACGAGCAGAGACUUCAUCAAGAUGCAGCCUACAGUGUGCUACUCCGGCCACUGGGAUUCUGGGGACCCUUCUGCCCCUCCUUCCAGGACUGCUCCCCUGAGAUCCUUCAGCUGUCCCUUGAUUCCCACGCAGCUACCAGAGCAAACCCCAGAGAGGCCCAGAGGAACCUACCAGACAGAUCAGGGCUGACGAUGCUCAGGCGCAUGGAGACAGCCUUGUGGACUUCCUGGGGAGGGGAGAGCGGUGUGUGGCCCAGGCUCUGUGAGGCAGCACCCGGGCUCCCUGGCUUUGUGACCCACCUCCACCACUGUCUAGCAGGGAGCUGGGGCAAGCCCGGGAUCUCUGCUGGGGGAGGGCAUCGAGUGACACUCCUGCCAAGGACCUUCCGGUGAGGCCCUGAGGCCCCUGAGGCCCUGAGCACUGUGGGAACACCCAUUAUGCUUGCACAUACCUGGGAGUGAUGAGCCUGGGUGGGGCUGUGACAAGCCAGACUUGCUGGCUGGAGGGAGAGGCCCACUGAGGGGCAGCCCCAAAGACCUCCCUAGCCUCACACACCAGCGGGGGUUUGGAUAGUGGAGACCUUUCUGUGCAAAGAGCUGGGGUCACCCCGAAAGUGUGUCCAGGGCUGUGCCUGAGAACAGAUUCACUGGACAGUGAAGCGUUGAGACCAGCAAAGGCAGAAAGUCAGGAUUUUGUGUCCUUCCCCAGGGCCCCUGUCAACUAAGAUCACUUUGGUGACAACACCACAUGGGUGGGUAGACUCCUGGGGGAUGGACGGGUGUCUGGGUGGGACGGUGGAAGUACUGACGCAUGGACAGGCGGGACGGCAGAUACACAGAAGGACAACGAGUGGAUGAUAUGGGAGCUGCAGAUCCUGCCCAAGAGGAAGCAAUCCCACCAGAGGGGCUGCAGGUGGCUCGAGAGUGCCCGAUGGCCCGCUGUCAAACCACAAGCUGACUGUGGCUCUGCCCGACACCAGCUGUUCCCGCACCCCUGGGCUGCCACGUCCCUGCCAGAGAUGGAAGCCACCCUUGAGCUGGGCCUGGCCCAGGGUCCACUCACCUGGGACCAGGUCCUGGGACGCAGGGCCACAGUGCAACUGAGGGUGCCAGCCGUGGGCGUGGGCACCAUGUAGACGCGGAGGAGGAAGCUGAAGCGUAGGUCACCCUCAGGGCUUGGGGACAGCAGGCUCACACAGCUGCCCUUGGCUGCCCGGCCCUGGAUGAGUUCCACGGCGUCCGCCUCAGGCCCCAAAUCCAGGUGGCAGCUGUCUAGCUGAAGCACAACCUCAGGCAUCGAUGGGGACAUGCUCACCUGCAUGGAGAGGUGGCAGGCAGGGGUGUGGGCAACUCUUCUUGACCCUCCACCUCUGCUCUUUGGAAAAAAGCCAGAGGCAGAGUUCCCACCCCUGAAUCCUCCCAGUAGGACAGACAGGGGCCAGCCUGGGGCAAAUAGGAAGAGGGACAUGCCUAUCAGUGACUGAGCAAUGUCAUCCCUAUCUGCCCCUCCCCUGGAAGUUUAAUUCUUGUCUUUUCUGUAGCAAUGGUGGGAAGACAGGCACCUAAGUCCUAGGAUCCGGAGGACUUGGGGAGUGACCGGGCCCACCCAAUACCUGCACAAAGCCCUGCUGCCCUAGCUCGAUGGUGCUGGAGGCCUGAAGGAAGUGCGGGCUGAGGUAGAGGCCCAGCCGGAAGGAGAGGCUGUCGGUGUUGAUGCACUGCACCUUUUUCUGUGGGAGCACCAGAGGGAGACUUGCUCAGUGGGGGGCACCAGCCAGGAAGGAGGGGCGGGCUGGCCACAGUGCUCUCGCCUCCUCCUCCCUGGCUUCUUUCACACUGGGGAUGAACCCAGGGGCCCUACCACUGAGCCACAUCCCCAGCCCUUCUCAUUUUUUAACUUGAAACAGUGUCUCCCCAAGUUGAGUGAUUUGGCACGGCCAGUGUGUGCUAGAACCCUCUGACUCGAGAGGCUGAGGGCAGAACCCUGGACAGCACUUCCCGCGUGUACAGAAGGGGAGACUGAGGCACACUGGAGACAGGGGGAUGGACAGGAUCUGGCCCCAGCCCCAGCAGCAGACCCUGGACCAAGUGGACGCGUGGUGACCAUCCAUCUUACCCGCAGUGGUGAUAAGCCUGACAGGAAGUUGAUAACCACCUGCAGGAAGAGAGCAGGGAGCUGGUUAGAGCCAGAAAGGACCCCAGAGGGUCUCCCACCCAACACACCCAUCUUGUGGAUGUGGAGACUGAGCCAAGCAGUGGCCAAGCCUCUCCUGUGUUCCAACUGAGUACCAGACCUUGCUCCCCGCCACACCCCUCAGCCUGGAGGACGGGGGAGACAGCUGUAGGGACACCUUUCCGGCCCAGCCCUACCUCAUUGCUGAUCAUGUGUGUGGUCACCUCCAUGCCACAGCUGGAGUAGGUGCUGCGCAAGAUGAGCUGAUCAGUGCUGUCCUCGGCCUGGCAGCUGGGGUCCCAGAAGGUCAGGCCGGUGAUGGUGCACUUCAGAGCCUGGGUCCAGAGGGUGGCACUGUCAGGAGGCCCGGGCUCCCUGGGACCUGCCCCAGCACCCAGGACUGCUCAUAGCCCAGCAGUCCCUAACCCCAGCUCCUUUGCUCCCCUACUCUUUGUGAGACCUUGUCAUCCUGCACCAUUUAAGAAAACUUGUCUUGAACUUAUUUCUUCUUGGACUCCACCUUGUGCUAAACAAUAAGAUCAAUUCACAAGUCUGAUUUCCUACUUAAUGUUUUUCUUCAAAUAAAGAACUAUUAUAACUAAAACCAUUCAUUAGAGUUCCACAUAUAAUCAUCACUCCACCCCAGGGGCACACAGACCCCACCAGCAGUAUCCGCCUUCAGAUCUGGGGUGUGCAAACUUUUCCUAUAAUAGGCCUGAUGGUAAAUACUUCAGGCCUGUGGGCCCUAUGGUCUUUGUUGUAAUUCCCCAACUUGGCUCUCAUGGC